Molecule: messenger RNA, 7356 nt
Organism: Oncorhynchus gorbuscha (pink salmon)
Lineage: Eukaryota; Metazoa; Chordata; Actinopteri; Salmoniformes; Salmonidae
Product: nck-associated protein 5-like
Exons: 12
Coding region: 1122-5603 (1493 amino acids)
Biological process (GO): microtubule bundle formation; microtubule depolymerization
Cellular component (GO): microtubule plus-end
Source: RefSeq, a predicted model, not a curated record
CAUUUUAGAUGUAGGUAUGGCUGAAUUGUUCUCAAUACAAUAUGUGGCAAUACAAUGAUUUUUAUCCAAUGCCGCGGAUGAAUCGGCAGAGGUUUAAAAGCUUUUGUCAGAAUGUGGCACCACUGGCAAGCUGCUUAGGUUAAAAAUACAUUCCAAGAGUGAGAGAGCCUGCAGACGCUGACAUUCAGGAAAGAACCAAAAGGCUUUUUAUUUUGCGUUCCGGGAAGGCUUGAAGUACAGUACAUUCAGCUCAGGCCUCUAUGUCAAGUCAAUUAGGGUCAACGAAGAAAGGAUACACCCAACUUUCUAUUAGUAAUGAUGUGAUAUUUACUAGAAAAUACUAAACAAUUAGGCAUGCUGGUGUAAGGCAUUAAUUAAAGCUGUUAUUUGAAAGCAUCAUUAGCUGCUUAAUCAAUUCACAAAUGAAUAAUGCUGUUACAAAUCAAACGGCAUAUUCUAAUUAUUAGCUUUAUGUAUUGGUUGUUCAUGUAUGGUUAUUAAUUCACUCUGUCUUUCCCUCUGCAUAUUAAUAAUAGUCAUUAAUGGUCUGAUUCAGGAUCAAAUCCUCUUAGCACAGAACUCAUGUUCUUUAUACAAGCAGUUGAAUAGCCCUGGCUGGAUAACUCCAUUACUAAACCAACCAUCUAGCCAGACUGUUGGAUAUCCUCUCUGGGUCCGCUUUUGUCUGUUACAUAGUGGGGUUUCUUUGGAAACAUAACACCCUUUCUUUUCUGUCUCGCUCCUUUAUGGCCUGACCAGCAGCUGCAGGGUUAAUGUUUAGCAGUAGUUGGAGGAGGAGAGAGGUGGGGGCAAGUCUACAGUUAUUGUAGUAGGCAGGGUCUAUUGGGGCAGGAAGCCUGCCUCCUCACUCGCCCUGGAACAAUGGGAGAUAUUGCAGGCAGACGGCACAGCACAGGGCAGCCGGCGAGAGAUGCACACAAUUCACAUGCUCGAGGAUGGGCCUUUUUCUAUCAGUAGUUUAGAGGAAACAGUUCCUUAUUAGAGGAGAGGGCAUCACCUUGUGGAUAAAUCCUUUCUUCAACUGGAAAAUACUUGCAUUGUGGGGCUUUUUUUACGACUGAUUUUCUUUAGACUGGGGCUCUCUCGGGUGCUUUGAGUGGAUGCUAGGAUAUGAAGCAAGAACCAUGUCUGAUGAGACAGAACCGAGGAUGUGUGAUAACCUGGAGGAAGAGGAGGGUGACGUUGAGGACUACCUGGAGGAAGAGGAGGGAGACGUUGAGGACUACCUGGAGGAAGAGGAGAACAACGGAGAACUGAUGGACCGACUCAGAGAGCUGGAGGCAGAAAACUCAGCUCUUUUGUUGGCCAAUGAGAAUCAAAGAGAAGCAUAUGAGAGAUGUCUGGAUGAGGUGGCCAACCAUGUGGUCCAAGCCCUCCUCAACCAAAAGGAUCUGCGAGAGGAGUGCAUCAAGCUGAAGAUGCAUGUGUUUGACCUGGAGAGACAGAACAGAGUGUUGUGUGAGCUCUUCCAACAGAAGCUACCCAACCAGUCAAGCUCUCAGGACCAGGUGCAGCCAGGACCCCUCCCAGUAUACAAUACACAGCUGCUGCACAAUGUCUCUGACAAGCAGGUGGGGUCACAGUCACAGAGCGACGCACAAGCCAAGGGAAAUGGGUUUCACCGCACACUGCCACAGGCCCCAGCAACUCCCCCCAGAGGCCCAGCCGCAUCCAUGGAUGCCCUGUCCCCAUUCUUCAAGAAGAAAGCACACAUUCUGGAGGUCCUUCGAAAGAUGGAGGAGACAGACCCCCUCAAGUUCCACCCCUCUGCAGGCAGCAUCACCUUCUGUGACUACAGUCAGGUCCUGAUGUCCACAGAGGCUGUCCUGGCUGCUGGAGACCUGUGUAAGAAGCACCAGACACUCUGCUCCUGCUCAGACUCCGACAUGCAACAACAGCAGCACAUCAAUGGUGAAGGGCAGUUAUGUCCUACGCACCUCAAAAAGAGCACAGACAGUCCAGUCAAAUGUAACUAUGUUUGUGGUAGUACUGCAAAGCUCAACCUGACCCCAAACAAUGUCAAAGGCACAUCCACCACAGCUGCUAUCAGUGAAUGCCACAUCAAGAGCACAUCAGUGGAGAAACAACAGACAAUGAAUGACCACCAGCAACCAGCAGGUCCUAACUCUUACUUGUCAAUCACAGUUGUAGAUCAGACUAGCCCAGCCAAUCAGGGCCCAGAGGCUGGAUUAAAGACUGGGCAGGUCCAGGACACAGAGAAGGAGAGCUGUCUUAAAGGGAAGUCUGAUGAGGAUGGUAGUUUGUUUACCUCCCAGCUGCCUGUCCCUGGAGUGAAGGACAACCCUCAGCUAGCAUACUGUGAGCUGGAAACCAAUGGGUUUAUCUUAUCUUCCAAUGACAGUGAUAACGUGUUGAGUGAUGUAGUUAUUCCAGAGAAAGACGGUGGCCCAGCAGAGGAGGGGGAUUUCUCUGGGAGAGCCAACGUGGCCCUCAGCCCCAUCCGUUCAUCAUGUCUCAGCGACGUCAAAGCCGCUGCCAUCAAUUCCCCGUCCAGGGUCCUCAAGUUCCUAAAGAUCCCUACAAUGGCAGAGAGGACCCAGGCAGGGGCCAGCCCUGUCCGUCUGAGCCCCCAGCUCACCCGCACGUCGAAGAUCCCCUGUCGCACUAACAACUAUGAGGUGUACCACUCCCCUGUCCCCUCACGCAGAUCCGCUACCACAGAAAGGGCCAGGCAGCCUCCUCCUCCACCCACCAGGUCCGAAUCCUACCCAGCCACUACGCACUCAGCCUCAGCCCCCACCUCCCCGCCUCAGCCUGAGGACACCUGCUCCCCUCCAGCCAAGGAGCUUUGCUACAGGAGCCUCUUAGCCCCCAAGACCAACAAUGGUGUCCCCGAUCCACUGGCCCCUGGCACUUCUCACACACCCAGGGCCUCUUCGCAGAAGGUCCCGUACUAUGAGAACAUGUUGGAACUUUCCACCUCGGCUCAGGUAGAAGAAUCCAAGGUCCCAGAGAACGUAAACAUAUCAUCUUUCUCUCAUACCAUAACAGAAAGUGACAGGAAGCAAAAUAAUUCACUAAUACAUAAAGACAAUGUCCUGUUUCUCCAGCAGCAGCAUUUGUCCCCUGCUUCGGACUCCUCAUCCUCUUCCUCGUCCUCCUCAUCUUCGUCCGAUCAGGAUGGCAACACAGAGAGCCCAUUCUGGCACGGCCACCACAGUCUGCCCAACCCCUCUGCCCUCAGAGCAGCUCAGUUUCAGAGCAGCCCAGCUCACUAUGCCAGCAUGAAAGACAGAGGAUCACAGGACCAGGAUACUAGAGAGGCCACAAUACAAAACUCUGAUCUCUCCCAGUCCCAGCCUCCAGUUCUCCCAGCCAAGAGACAUGAUCCCUCGUCCAUUCCCAAGAGGCCUUCUGGGGUAGCAGGGUCAGGGAGUCAGCCAGCCGAGUCUAGUCACACAUUCAAAUACAGGCUGGCUGCACUUGGCAAGCUGAGGAGCUCAGAGGACUUACAAAUCAAUGUGCUCCUGCCAGUAGACAAGCCAGAGCCUCAGAGUGAGGAGAGUAUAGUCUAUUUUAACGAUGACAGGAAUAAGACAGAGGAGAGCCCUGUGGAUGGUAAUUUAGAGGAGCAGAGACACUCGGAAUAUACAGACUCUCUGGACGGUAAGCUUAAAGGUAUUCCUGGUAGCGUUGCUUUGAAUUUCCCAGGUGACUGUCAGUCCUAUGAUCCUGCAGCUAAGUCUCUCUUUGGCUCUUCAGUCGUCAAGGCAGAGCUGGAGAUGCUCUCAUCCAGAGUGGGUGUGGCUAAGACGGACAGCCCCAAAGGUAAACUGGGCCUCCCGUCUCCAAACACUGACACUCCCAUAGUUUUACGCAACAACAUGAAAUGCCCGGCUUCUCUGAACCUGUCUUACCAUGGUAAACAACCUGCACCCAGCAUCCCUUACAGCAGCAGCAGCCCCAGCAAGGUCCCUCCUAAGUCCCCGUCUAAACCGUGCCAGGGCCUGGCUCCCUCAGCUGGAACUGGGAAGCCCACCCUGGAGGCCCCAGCCCUGGUCCCCCGGUACUCCUCCAAGUCAGAGGACAGGAGCAAACUCAACGCAAACAAGAGAAACACCACAGUGUACAGUGACAGCCUUCCUCCCCCGCUCCCAAUGCCAGAACCGCAGCAGCAGGAAGAGGAGAAGAGACACCUUCUCCCUAUUGUCUCCAGCCCCACACUUGGCCCCACGUCAGCCAUUGAGGAGAAGGUGAUGAAGGGUAUCGAGGAGAACAUGCUGAAGCUGGCAGAACAGGACAGAGGACAGGUUACUGAGGUCAAACUGAAGGCCUCUAACGGGAUCGCCAGCUGGUUUGGCCUGAAGAAGAGCAAACUCCCAGCUCUCAGCCGCAAACCAGACAUACCACCUAAGGUCAAAGACGAGAAGAAAGGUGGAGAGUGGAGGCUGAAUAUCCCUUCCAAAAUGGCGGGGUCUAAGUUUAAAGGAGAGGGCGUGGGGGUGGAAAGCCUAAAUAUCUCGAUGCUGAUGGAGAAGGCGGAGGGUCUGAGGAGAGCUCUGGAGGAGGAGAGGGCCUACGUGAAUGGGGUUGGGGGGGUCGGGAUGGACCGGUCUGGAAGGGGCCACUCCUGUGAGGUGGUGAUGGACCAAUCACAGGGCCAGCUGGCUGUGAUGUACAGGGGAGCGCGCUCAGACAACUUCAUGCAGCAGCUACUGAACAGGGUGGAUGGGAAGGACUUCAGUGGCAUCAGUGUGGCUCAGAGACGCCUCUCCUUUGACUGUAAAACCUCCAGACCGUUCAGCAGACACACCACCAGCGGGGAGGACAUGCAGAAGGGUUCAGAACAUCUGAUCAGCAACGUCCCCUCAGAUGACAAUGUAGCUGACCCAGUUCACUCUCAUCACUUCGCAGCUUCUGGUGCCUCCACCUACACCCUGGACAGUGGCAUUGGCACCUUCCCUCUGCCUAACUACUGUAGUGGUACGCCUGGGAGAAGCCUGUCUAAGGUGAGAGGGGCUGGAGCUGAGCAUGGCUCCUCUGGUUCUUCUGGCCGGGCAGGGAGGAGGGCUAGGACCCUGGACAGAGAGCCCUCAUCCAUGGAGCAGUGCUAUCAAUCUCACAGAGACAUGACGGCCCCUGUAAUGUACGGGUCUGUACUGGAGGGGAAAGGCAUGCCCAGGCAAACAGCUGGGGUCAUUCAUGAAGACACAGAAGCCUAUGGAGCUCACAUGCUGUCCCACCGCUCCAAGACCUGGACCUUCCCCAACCUGAAGACCCCUGCAGGGCCCACUGAGAUGUACCUUGCUGUGGAAGAAGAGGUGGAGACGGCCCCCUAUGGAUCCCCUUUCAGAGGGAAGGCCUGUGGUACCUCUGGAUCUCGUAACAUAGACCCCAGCAGUCUGCCGGUGCCGGCCCAGACAGGGCUGAGCCGACGGGGGAAGAUCCGCAGUGCGCCCAGUGCCCCAGAGAUGGGCCUUGGCCGGGAGACAAGCCUGGAGCUGGUGAGGGAGAGGCCUGAGGAGGCCCUCUCUCCCAGCCGCCCGCAGGUCCUAGAGACCCCAGAGUCACUCAGUGACUCUCUCUACGACAGCCUCUCUUCCUGUGGCAGCCAGGGAUGACUUGCAGAUCUUACUAUGGUGCCAACUGACCCACCUUAGUGGAAUAUGGACUGUGCUAAGAUAUACCCAUUUCACACUCGUACCAACCUGAACCAAAUUGGGCUGGCUCCAAUUCCAAAAUGUUCUUUUCAGAAUGGUUCUAGCUACUAUGGCGGAUGCGUAACCAGGCCAGCCGGAUACAGCUUGGUCCGACCCAGCUUAGUUUGUCUCAGUAGUGUGAAAAGGGUACAAGUGAUGCUGACCAUCCUUAGAGGAAUAUGGACUGUGAUAAGAUGGUGUCCCCUUAAGACUUUCAUGUUUGCUUUCUCACCAGCUACUGUAUGUUUCAAGGUUAACUGGAAAGGCAAACCUCUCCUCAGGAUAACUACAACCCAAAGGAUAGACUAUUCACAAUAACACUUUUUUAUGACAGGAGAGAAUUGGACAAACACACUGCUAACCAAAAUAGCUAUUUAUAUAAUUGUAGGAUUAUGGAAAUAGUGUGCUGAGCGAUUAGGACUUUGAGGUCUUUUUGGUUCAAUGACUAAAAAACAAUACCAGUUUGAUUUCAAUUAUUUAUUUAGCUAAUUAAAUACUGUAUCACAGAAUAAAACAAAGUCCAAUGAUGGUAGUUACAUUUGAAAGUGACUGCCCAUUACUGCACCAUGUAUUCACAUUCAUUUAAUCAAAUAUUCCAGUUGUGUAGAUGACCUUAUUAUUCCAUUCCAAGUCAUCUCAUCUAUAUUGAGCUGCUGCCUAUGCUCUGACAAAAUCCCUAUUUUAGAAGUUCAAAAUAAAUAAGGCAUAUUUUUAUGACCGCUGAAUACCAACUAUCAAUCACUUAGAUAAUGUAUGUAGACACCUCAGGAAGCAAGUGCUCUCUAUCCCUAUCGCGCAUUCUUCUGUCUGCCUCACACUAACCUAAGGUAGCAUGCCUAAAAGAAGCAGACCGGCCAAGUAGCUGCGCAAUGUAUUAUGGUCAUUGUCGUUAAUUACCACGGUUUCAACGCGAAAUGAUGUACUUUCCAACAGUUCAAUAUUCUACAACUCCCUACUACAUUGCACAGUUCGGGCUUGAACCGAUUUAUCUCUAUAGAGAAACUGCGCAAUGUGGUCAUUGAGGUCAGAAAACAACUAAAUGGAAUUAAAAUAAUUGAACGGAUGUCAGUCCAUUUGAAAACAAAAAUAACUAACAUUUCAGUUAAUCGCUUAGUAAUAGGUAAUACACAUGAUUACAAUAUCGAACAUUUCCACACAAAAAAUAAUUUGUUGAAAUUGAAUGUCUUGUUAAUUAAGUCUUACGCCAACCUUCACCUACAGAGCGCUGGAACACUGAACAUGCAAGGACUCGUUACCAAUAAAUCCCUCUUUAUCAGCACACCCAAUGUACUGAAUCCUUCAUCUUGAGCUUCAUUUUUCACUAUUGAAUACAUUUAAUUUUAUGUCAAAUUAUUUGUUGAUGGGGUUAAGAUUUUCUCUAACUGCCAAGAAAGCGUUUAGUUUAGCCGGCCAUUCUUUGAAGGUAAUAUGCCAGCAAUAAUAUUGUCCAAUUAAUUAUGUAUUUAUUUUUAUGUUAAAUCAACUGCAUAUUUGUAAUUGUCCCAUUUUAUUUGUUAACUUGUAAAUGCAGUCACCUGGCUAAAAUAGAUUGUUUAACUUUGGAUGUCAUAAUCUUGAACAGCUAAGAUGUCAACAUUCUUUUAAAAAGGUUUUUGAUUAUUUCUUGUUCAUGUGUUCUCACUGAAGCACAAAUAAAAUUAUACCAUAUACCUUG